This is a messenger RNA of Aedes aegypti (yellow fever mosquito), 1657 nucleotides long. RefSeq names its product ruvB-like helicase 1 (gene pont). The record is from RefSeq and is a predicted model, not a curated record. The transcript has 2 exons. Gene Ontology annotation, cellular component: Ino80 complex; R2TP complex; Swr1 complex. Gene Ontology annotation, molecular function: DNA helicase activity; ATP binding; ATP hydrolysis activity. The coding region runs from base 194 to 1564 and encodes 456 amino acids. Gene Ontology annotation, biological process: box C/D snoRNP assembly; regulation of transcription by RNA polymerase II; chromatin remodeling. Lineage: Eukaryota; Metazoa; Arthropoda; Insecta; Diptera; Culicidae.
AAAACUCGGCUGUCACAAAACCAAACACGCGCGUUUGGAAAACACGAGAAAACCGAAAACGCCUUGGAAACCGGCAGACAACACUCGUUUUUUUUUCUGCGACUCGAUAAAAAUCAGCAAUCAUUUUCGACUGCUGGCGAUUACAAUAGAAUAUCCAGCUGUUUGAUUUGUGAAAACCGGAUCGUGAUUCAAAAUGAAAAUCGAAGAAGUGAAAAGUACGGUGAAAACCCAGCGCAUUGCUGCUCACAGCCAUGUCAAGGGUUUGGGACUGGAUGAAAACGGAGUUCCGCUUCAGAUGGCCGCCGGAUUGGUGGGACAAAAGGAUGCUCGGGAGGCGGCUGGCAUCGUUGUGGAUUUGAUCAAAUCGAAGAAAAUGUCCGGAAGAGCUUUACUUCUGGCAGGUCCACCGGGAACUGGGAAAACGGCCAUUGCCCUAGCGAUUGCCCAAGAGCUUGGCAACAAAGUGCCGUUCUGUCCAAUGGUCGGCUCGGAAGUGUUCAGCAGUGAAAUCAAGAAAACCGAAGUCCUGAUGGAGAACUUUCGCCGCUCGAUUGGCCUCCGAAUCCGGGAAACGAAAGAAGUCUACGAAGGGGAAGUGACGGAAUUGACCCCGGUUGAAACUGAAAACCCGAUGGGAGGAUAUGGGAAAACGAUCAGUAACGUCGUGAUUGGACUGAAAACGGCCAAAGGAACCAAGCAGCUCAAAUUGGACCCAAGCAUUUACGAAUCCCUCCAAAAGGAAAAGGUAGAAGUCGGAGAUGUAAUCUAUAUCGAAGCUAACAGCGGUGCCGUGAAGAGACAAGGACGAAGUGACACAUUUGCCACGGAAUUCGAUUUGGAAACGGAAGAAUAUGUUCCUCUUCCCAAGGGCGAUGUCCACAAGAAGAAGGAAGUUGUUCAGGAUGUCACUCUACACGAUUUGGAUGUGGCCAAUGCAAGGCCUCAAGGCGGUCAGGACGUUCUUUCGAUGGUGGGACAAAUCAUGAAACCGAAGAAAACGGAAAUCACCGAUAAACUAAGGAUGGAAAUCAACAAAGUGGUCAAUAAGUACAUUGAUCAGGGAAUUGCCGAAUUGGUUCCCGGGGUUUUGUUCAUCGAUGAGGUUCAUAUGUUGGACUUGGAGUGCUUCACUUAUUUGCACAAAUCGUUGGAAUCGGCUAUCGCCCCAAUAGUCAUUUUUGCCACCAACAGAGGCCGUUGCGUAAUUCGUGGAACCGAUGACAUAAUCUCUCCCCAUGGAAUUCCGUUGGAUUUAUUAGAUCGUUUACUAAUUGUUCGUACCGCUCCAUACAAUCUGUCGGAGAUCGAGCAAAUCAUCAAGCUGAGAGCGCAGACCGAAGGAUUAAGCGUUGAAGAUUCGGCCAUCCAAGCGUUGAGCGAAAUCGGAGACAACACUACCCUUCGAUAUGCAGUCCAGCUACUGACCCCAGCGCACCAGAAUUGCAAAGUUAACGGUCGAACGCAAAUCACCAAAGACGAUAUCGUGGAGGUCAAUGGAUUGUUUUUGGACGCUAAGCGGUCAGCGAAGUUCCUGCAGGAGGAAAACACCAAAUACAUGAUGUAGACAUGAUUUCCAUUGAAAUUUCAUUUUAAUUCGCUUACUAUACUACUAUAAUGUCAAUAAAUGGAUAAACUUGACGUGCUUUGAAUUUGAAAA